Molecule: messenger RNA, 1350 nt
Organism: Beta vulgaris subsp. vulgaris (sugar beet)
Lineage: Eukaryota; Viridiplantae; Streptophyta; Magnoliopsida; Caryophyllales; Amaranthaceae
Product: NAC domain-containing protein 54
Exons: 3
Coding region: 255-980 (241 amino acids)
Biological process (GO): regulation of DNA-templated transcription
Molecular function (GO): DNA binding
Source: RefSeq, a predicted model, not a curated record
UAGAAUACAGUAGGUUGCUUUUCUUUUCAUUUGGUUUCUUUUUGUUUUUAUGUCUUUCUUUUUUGUUUUAUAUCAUAAUGUCUUCCUUCAUAUAAGCUCUCCUAGCUGCAGUCUUUUAUCUCUCUCUCUCUCUCUACUUUCUCAGCUUUUCUCACUUCUCUGUAUGUAAGUGGGGACUAAGUUAGUUAACAAUUAAACCAGCUAGCUAGUGUACUAUUUAUAGUAAGAAUAGUUUGGUUGGUAUUGUGUGAUCAAUGGCGCCUGUUGCAUUACCUCCAGGUUUCCGUUUUCAUCCAACAGAUGAAGAGUUAGUGGCUUACUAUCUUAAGAGGAAGAUCAACGGCCAUAAGAUUGAUUUGGAAAUCAUCCCUGAAAUUGAUCUCUAUCAAUUUGAGCCUUGGGAGUUGCCAAGUAAAUCACUACUGCCAAGCAAUGAUUUGGAGUGGUAUUUCUUUAGUCCAAGAGAUAGAAAGUACCCAAAUGGAUCAAGGACAAAUCGAGCAACAAAGGCAGGUUAUUGGAAAUCAACAGGAAAAGAUCGAAAGGUGAAUUCACAAAUGAGAGCAGUGGGGAUGAAGAAGACAUUAGUUUACUACCAAGGGCGAGCUCCUAAUGGUCAUAGAACUGAUUGGGUCAUGCAUGAAUAUCGCCUCGAUGAGGGAGAGUGUGAAUUUGCUUCUGGCUUGCAGGAUGCCUAUGCACUAUGUCGAGUAUUCAAGAAAACUCCAACAACCAUCUCAAAUAACAUUGCAACAUCACCUCAAGAACAUUCAUUCACCAGCAUAGUUCAAAUGGCAAGUGAUCAGUCGUCGAGUAUCGACAUAUAUUCCGAGGGAAGAUGCGACGAUUUUGAGAGCUCCGAUUAUUCAGUUCCCAUUGAAAGAUGUUCAACCAGUUUCACUCAUGGAUCUUCCUCUUCUUUGUGUGACAUUGGAGAUGGCCAAUGGAUGCAGUACUUAAAUGAAGAAGAAUUUUGCUAAUUCAUUCAUUUGUUAUCAAUUAUCAUAUCAUAUGUUCUUCAUGCAUGUCUCAUAUUCAUAUUGGAUAAGUUAUGCAUGAAGUGAUUAUUAUACUAGUAACUAUAUAUAAUUGUAUCUUCAUAUAUUUUUUCCUCUCAUACUAGGUGAACAAGAGGGAUUGGUUUUUUGAUCAUCUGAUCAAAAUGGUUUGUAUCACUAGUUAGGUACUUUGACCCUUGUGAGUUGUGAAUUGGGUCCCACCUACCAAGUGAGAAAACUUUGGUUUACAACAGAAGCAUUGUAUCUGUAUAUGCUACAAUUUUUAAACUGAACUAUCCGUCUAUGUAAAUUGGAGGGGAGAAAAUAUGUUUAUAAUCUAAUAGAAUAGUAU